AUGAAUGUAAUUCAAAAGUCAGAAAGUGCUUAUUUAUGUGCAGAUGUGAAGGGUUACAGUAGACCAACUAAUCUUACCGUAGAUCAUUUGCCGAUUCUUGAUGCUAAAGUUGGACCACUUUCUGUGAAUGCCGCACGACAAAAGGCAUACUGGCUGCUUGCUGAAAUUCAUCCACAUCAUCUUGGUAACGGUGAAAAUACAUCAAUAAAUCGUUCAUUAAGUCAGGAAAUACGAUCCCGUGGUAAGCACGACGAUGAUUGUGGUCAUAUCAUAGCUAGUUCACUAGGUGGGAAAAUGGUAGAUUUCAAUUUGUUUCCUCAGAAUAAGUCAAUUAAUAGAGGAUGGAAAGGUUGGAGUAAACAUUGGCGAAAAUCCAUUGAAGUAUUUAUUUUUUUAUGGUUGAAAAAUCGUUCCUUCGUAAAUCCAAGAGUUGAAUUUCAAGUUCGUCUCUUUUAUAAUGAUCACAAUCAUCCAGAUAGACCUGACUGUGGGAAGCUGUCAAUAACAUUUAAAUUUGAUCACGGGAAGUCGACCAAGGAUGGAGAUGAUCAUGAUAGCAAAGAAAUUCCAAUGCCAUUGUAUGCCACUUUGAAAGGAAAUUUAAUGAACUUUAUUGAAAAUGAAUUAGAUUCUGUUCCGGAACCUAAUUAUACAACAAUUAAUUGGGAACAACUUUCGAAAUUCAAUUCUCUCAACACAAUACAAUUUCAAGAAUUUAUCUGGUUAUUUCUCCAUGAUUUGAAAACUAAGGUAUCAAUGCAAGAUUUAAAACCAACAUCAGCCCAAAACCAGACCAUUCAAUGGCGAUCUUAG
Molecule: messenger RNA, 813 nt
Organism: Rotaria sp. Silwood1
Lineage: Eukaryota; Metazoa; Rotifera; Eurotatoria; Philodinida; Philodinidae
Source: the annotation of a GenBank genome assembly